AUGGCAAUCUUCCACCUCCACGCACAGGUGAUAAAGCGCAGCGAAGGACGUUCGUCCGUUGCUGCUGCUGCCUAUCGCCUUGGCGUUGCGUUGGAAGAUCCUCGCACCGGCCUGCGCCAUGAUUUCAGCCGCAAGGGUGGCGUGUCUGGCUCGCUGACGCUUGCCCCCGACAACGCUCCGGCUUGGGCAUCGGACCCGGCUCAGUUGUGGGCCAAUGUGGAGACCAUCGAGAAGCGCAAAGACGCUCAACUUUGCCGCGAGUUCGACAUUGCCCUGCCCCGCGAACUGACCCCCAGCAGUGUGCCACGCUGGCCCGUGCGUUCGUCCAAAAAGAACAUUGACCAGGACGGGUUCAAAAAUAAAAACCGCGACUGGAAUGACAAGCAAUACCUAGACCAUUGGCGAGCCGAAUGGGCACGCUAUGCCAACCAUGCGUUGACCUUGGCCAACUCACCAGCACGCAUUGACCACCGCUCGUUGAAGGCCCAAGGCAUCGACCGCGAACCGACCCAACAUCAAGGGCCGAAGGCGUUCGCCAUGCAGGCCCGUGGUGUGGUUGUUGACCGGUUCCGCAGGGUGAUGGUGGACCUCGUAACCAUGCUCAAAGCCCGGAGGGUGGCCCGUCAGGGCCUUUCCCCUUCCCCUCCCAUCACAACCCCGCCCCGCAAGGGGUGGGGGAUGGGGCGGGGCCGGUAG
Messenger RNA from Monopterus albus (swamp eel), 696 nucleotides. Its product is annotated as probable mobilization protein MobA. NCBI's taxonomy places the organism in Eukaryota, Metazoa, Chordata, Actinopteri, Synbranchiformes, Synbranchidae. The record is from RefSeq and is a predicted model, not a curated record.